GUUAAUCAUUGGAAAAUUAUUUUGUUUCUACACAUAUCUGUUUUAAAUGUGAUCUAAAAGAUGAAUAAUAAUAAUCCAAAUAUAAUAUUCAAUCCAUUGAUAAGUGCUAUACAAAAAGUGGUACUGUAUGAAACCAGAACGCGUUUGUAUUUAUUGGGCAGUAAUAAUAGAGAAACGCGAUUUCGUUUACUAACCAUCGAUCGUACCCAACACGACCGGUUGGUUAUUGAUGAAAAUCCCAAUGAAUUCAAUGCCUUGGAAAUACGAAGAUUUCUCGGCUCUUUGGGCGGCUCACCCAAAGUUAUUUCAGCCUAUGGAGUAUUGGGAUUUGUAAGAUUCUUAGAGGGCUACUAUUUAAUAUUGGUCACGAAAAGGAAAUGUUGUGCACAUUUGGGUAUGCAUUUAAUUUACACUAUAAAGGAUACGGUUAUGGUUAAAGUCAAUGAACCAACAGUGGCUCUAAAAACUCCACAUCCCUACGAAGAACGCUACAAGAAAAUGUUUCAAAAUAUCGAUUUGAGAAGUAAUUUCUACUUUUCAUAUUCCUACGAUUUAACACGCACUUUACAGUAUAACUGUUCCGCUCCCAGAUAUGUGGGCCCACAUGUGGAUAUAGAAACGGAUGAGCCCUUGCCCGACUGGGAUUCUCUCACAAAUAAUGUAGAGAAUUCCAAUGAACGAGUGGAUUAUGCUUUCAGAAGUUGUUCGCGCAAACGUUUUGUUUGGAAUGCAUUUUUGCUCGAACCCAUGUUGUCGUGUGGCAUUAUGCUGAGAGAUUGGCUUUUGGAAGUUACCCAUGGUUAUGUUAGCCAGUCGUGCAUCAGUGUAUUUGGGCGAAGAGUAAAUGUCUGCCUGAUAGCACGCAGAAGUACCAGAUUUGCUGGUACAAGAUUUCUAAAACGUGGAGCUAAUUUUCGUGGUGAUGUGGCCAAUGAAGUGGAGACAGAACAAAUAGUGACAGAUGGUCAUAACAUGUGUUCAUUCACACAAAUGCGUGGAUCUGUACCAUCACAUUGGUCUCAGGAUAUUAGUAAAAUGGUACCAAAACCACCAAUACAAUUGGACAUUUCUGAUCCCUAUGCCCAAACGCCGGCCAGACAUUUUGAAAGAUUACUCUUUCACUAUGGUUCACCCAUUAUCAUAUUGAAUUUGGUUAAGAAACGCGAAAAGCGACAACAUGAAAAUAUUAUUGCAAAAGAACUGGUUAACAGCAUACGAUAUCUUAAUCAAUUCUUGCCACCCCAACAUCGCAUGAAAUACAUACACUUUGAUAUGGCUCGCAAAAGUCGUGGCGGUGGCAAUGUAAUGGAAAUGCUGGCCGACAUUGCCGAAUCGGUGGUGCAACAAACUGGUAUGUUUUUUAAAGCCCGCGGCCAUCCCAUAACAUUUCAAACUGGCCUGGUGCGCACAAACUGUGUUGAUUGUUUGGAUCGCACAAAUACCGCACAAUUUGCUAUAGGAAAGUGUGCUUUGGGUCAUCAGUUGGAACGUUUGGGUUUUAUCAAAUCAGCAAAAUUGGAAUUUGAUUCGGAUUGCGUUACCAUGCUGGAGAAUUUGUACGAAGAACAUGGUGAUACGUUGGCUUUGCAAUAUGGCGGUUCUCAGUUGGUUCAUCGCAUUAAAACGUAUCGUAAGACGGCGGCUUGGGCCUCACAAGGCAAUGAUAUUAUGCAGACAUUAAGUCGGUAUUACAGCAACACCUUUAACGACACGGAAAAGCAGCACAGUAUUAAUUUGUUUUUGGGCUAUUACAAGCCGAGUAAGAGUCAUUUAAAACAAAACCAACCAAUUUGGGAACUGCAAACCGAUUACUACAUGCAUAAUGCCUAUAAACCCCUAUCACCGGGCAAUGAGACUCGUCUCAUCACCGAUUGGGUCCGUAUGAAAGUUCGCAAAUGUUUACCCUACUCCUGUUCGGAUGCUAAUAAAAUUGUCAAAGAACUGUUUCGAGUGCAUAGCAAAGAUCUCGAAAUGAUUGAUGGUUAUUCAAACUAUCAUCAAUCGUUCAAAUGGACUGAUUUAAGUGAACAUAUAUCAUUUGAAAUCAGCCAGUUAGCCAUGCGUCACUUGCCAACUUUUCGAACAAAUUACUCACCAUUCCAGCGGCAAAUACAGGAACGUAAGAAACCGAAAAAUCCUUCUUUAACAGGACAAAGUUCAACUAGUUCUACUACGAGUAAUGAUUCCAGUUCAACGUCUGAGGCUUCGGAUAGUUCGUCAGAUGAAGAAUUUAGUGCCUCGUUAUCGUUGAAAGAGCAAAAUUUAAACAAAACGUUAGAUAAAGAAACACGUUUAACAUUGGCCACUCUACUGCCACCCAUGGAAGAAGUGUACGGCUGUAAGGUAAGUAAUCCAUCUAAAGAAAACAUGGCUAUUUAUAAACGUUAUGUACAAAUGGCUAAAUUGACAACACAACCUUUGAGUGGUGGUGGCACUGGUGGUGUGAUGACAACACAGGCAUCUAGUUUAUCCUCCCCAUCUUCUACUACCACAUCUAGUACACGCAAUACGGGUAUACAAUUAAAACCUUUAAGUAAUUAUGGUUCAGAUUCAUAUUUGUCUGUUAAACCACCUACUGUAAGUGUGGAAAGUCAACGUAUUUAUGAGGAAUAUUGCAAAAGUCCACGUAAUUUUAAUGCAGUACCCAAAAUUGAUGAAAUGGAUAAGCUAUAUCGUUAUGUCUUAAUGCUUUAAACACAUGAGAAAGCAACUAUAUUUGUAUAUUAUUUAAAUAUAAUAAAAGAAAACAUUAAAUACAACAGAA
Molecule: messenger RNA, 2764 nt
Organism: Calliphora vicina (urban bluebottle blowfly)
Lineage: Eukaryota; Metazoa; Arthropoda; Insecta; Diptera; Calliphoridae
Gene: FIG4
Product: polyphosphoinositide phosphatase FIG4
Exons: 3
Coding region: 61-2694 (877 amino acids)
Biological process (GO): phosphatidylinositol dephosphorylation
Cellular component (GO): intracellular membrane-bounded organelle
Molecular function (GO): phosphatidylinositol-3,5-bisphosphate 5-phosphatase activity
Source: RefSeq, a predicted model, not a curated record